Messenger RNA from Polypterus senegalus (gray bichir), 13091 nucleotides. It is a transcript of the gene st8sia5, whose product is annotated as ST8 alpha-N-acetyl-neuraminide alpha-2,8-sialyltransferase 5. Gene Ontology annotation, biological process: N-glycan processing; oligosaccharide metabolic process. The record is from RefSeq and is a predicted model, not a curated record. Gene Ontology annotation, molecular function: alpha-N-acetylneuraminate alpha-2,8-sialyltransferase activity. The coding region runs from base 550 to 2001 and encodes 483 amino acids. The transcript has 9 exons. Lineage: Eukaryota; Metazoa; Chordata; Cladistia; Polypteriformes; Polypteridae.
CCGUUUCUCCACAUAUCGAGUCGACAGGAGGAGCCACCGCAGCCGUCCUUGAAGGGAUGCGGCGGUGACCUUGUGCAGACAGAUGGCCAGAGGGAGAAGCAGACCGGGAGGGGGACUGAGUGCGAGAGAAGCUGCCGGUUCCCUCGUGAGCCCAUUACUGUCCACAAGCUCCACUGCAAACCUGUGAGAAGACUGGCAGAGAGGACAAAUAUACAGUGAGGGUGUCAAUCAAGAGCGGGUGCGGACCCCCCGAGUGAUAAAGACUGAAGAAGACGUAGGGUCGUGAGCAGCAAACGUCUCUGCCGCAUUUCCUUUCCGUCGCUCAGACGCGCGCUUCGCGCGUGUGCACGUGUUUGAGAGCGCGCGGGCGCGAACGUUUUUGAGUGAGUGAGGGUCUGUCCUUAGACGCCGAAGAGCAGCAGCUGUCGGAAGCUCGCAGUAAUGUUGGCCGAGCAUAGAGGGGAAGCGACGAGACGCCCCCCAAAGACUGGAAUGAGUGGCAGCUACUACACGUUCACCGCGGCGUGAGCCCCUGGACCCUCAUGGUGAAUGACAGCACGCAAGAUGGGCUACUCCGACCCGUCGGGCAGAGAUCUGCUGGGAAACAGGUCGCUUUGCUUCAUUUUUAUUUGCGCCUUUGGACUCGUAACCUUAUUGCAGCAGAUCCUCUACGGGAAAAACUACAUCAAGAGUGGACUACAGUUUAGCUGGCAGAGUGGAGACGAAUCGGAAAAUUGGACCGGGACCUUUAAUUUCACGGAUGGUGGAGCACAGAAGCCUGCCAGUGAUGGGAACAGCAGGUACUUUGAGUUCUAUGAAGGUCCCUAUAACUUCAACUCAACAAUAUGCAAAGACCUAAGACAGGAGAUUAUGGAUGUGAAGGUCCUUUCCAUGGUGAAACAAUCAGAGCUUUUCGACAGAUGGAAGAGUCUACAAGUCUGCAAAUGGGAAAUGAACAAAGUGGAAGCAAAUGCUUUCAAAACUUCUCUCUCACGAUGUUGCAAUGCCCCUACCUUUCUUUUUACUACCAAGAAAAAUACACCUGCAGGAACAAAGCUAAGAUAUGAAGUGGACAGCAGUGGUAUUCUUCACAUCAGUGCUGAGAUUUUCAAAAUGUUCCCAGAUGAUAUGCCAUUUUCCCGAUCCCAGUUCAGGAAAUGUGCAGUAAUUGGAAAUGGUGGAAUCUUGAAGAACAGCAAAUGUGGGAAGGAGAUUGAUUCAGCUAAUUUCGUCUUUAGGUGCAACUUACCUCCUAUCUCUGACAAGUAUGCAGUAGAUGUUGGAUACAAAACUGAUAUAGUGACAAUCAAUCCAAGUAUAAUCACUGAAAGGUUCCAAAAGCUAGAAAAAUGGAGGAAGCCUUUUUAUGAAGUCCUUCAGACAUAUGAAAAUGCGUCUGUGGUUCUUCCUGCCUUCUACAAUACACGCAACACAGAGGUUUCAUUCAGGGUUAAGUAUGUGCUGGAUGACUUUGAUUCUCCACAGUCUGUAUUUUACUUCCAUCCACAGUACCUGCUUAACGUGCAGCGUUUCUGGAUGAUGCAAGGUGUGAGAGCCAAGCGACUAAGCAGUGGACUGAUGCUGGUCACUGCAGCUAUGGAGCUCUGUGAAGAAGUGCAUCUCUAUGGCUUCUGGGCUUUCCCUAUGAACCCCUCAGGAAUCUUCAUCACGCACCAUUACUAUGACAAUGUCAAGCCUCGGCCUGGCUUUCAUGCUAUGCCCAAUGAGAUUUUUAACUUCCUGCACCUGCACAGCAGGGGGAUAUUGCAGGUCCAUACUGGAGUCUGCAGCUCUACUUAUGGGGGCCAAAGCCUAUUCCAGCAGACUCAGGUGGCAAGCAGGAACCAAUCCUGGACAGGUUGGCUGAUUAGUUUGUUUAAUUUCAGCACAAUACAUUAUUGUUAUAGCAUUAAAUCACUGGAAUUUACUUUUGUGACUCUUAUAAUAAAAACUGCACAAAUAUAUGUAACACAAAUGUUACACCAGCGCAAAUUCACAUAAAAGCACAGGGCAACAUCUCACAAUCAUAUGCCACAGUCAUCCAUCCAUUUCUCAUAUCUACUUAGUUCACUGGAGUCAAUCCUGGUAGCAUCAGGUGCAAGGCAAGACCCAGUCCUGUACAUACAGUAAACUUACUGCAGGACUCAAGAUAAACAUAUAUAUUUUUUAAACAUACUGCUAAUAUAGUACAUUAAAAAACAGCAAUUUCUUUAUCGUAAACUAAAAAGUUCAAAUCUUAUACAAUCUUUUGGUAUGUUCUGUGAAGAGGUGAAUCUGUUCAGGUUUUUCACCUCAAUGACUGAAUGGAAGGGGUCAGUUGACACCUUAUGAAUUUUAUUUUGGAGCAGAUAAUGGCAACAAAAGAAGAGUCACAGCCAAAGACCUCAGAUGCUGUCCUCUUGCCUGUUGUUUUCUGCUGAAUCUGGAAUGCCAUAUUAAACUUAAGUUUUGUUCUUCUGUAGCUCUUUUCUAAACACUCUGUCACUGUGUGUAUUAUAUAGUUUUCUUUUUAGCGAUUCCCCAGAAAAUUGUUUGUGUUUUAUGAGAUUAAAUUUAUUGCCACAGUUUAUUUUUUCUAAAUAUUUGUAUAUAUUUUUAUGCACUCAAUGAGGCCUACCAUGAACAAGCAUGGCUUGAGCUACGCCGUAUGUUCUAUACUGUAAAUACUUCUAGAGAUACAAGCCAUUACAGGAGAAGCCUUCAUCAUUUUUCUGAGGUAGAAUCAAGUUGCGUUGUGUAUAUCAGAAUUACUGUAGAUCUCUAUGCAGUAGGUUGCCAUUAACUGUGCUUCAAACAUUUUGAUCUUUCUUUCCCAACAAGGAUAGUAUUGAGCAAGGCAUCCAUUUUGCCAUAUAAAUCUGCCUGCCAGGAGGAAACUAGGACUUUAAAAAGCACACUCCCAAAUCUUUUUAAUAAUUGUGAAGCACAGUUGUUUUACCUUUUUCCAUUUUAAGCACUCAGAUUUAGUUUUAAAAUGAAUCUUGUAUAAUUUGAUACUAAGAAAAUGUUUGUGUACACUUUGUAUGUAUUCUAGCAACGGUAGCAGAUAAGCAAGAACUGUAAAUGUCAAAAGCUCAUCUCCAACAGAGUGGAAUUAGCAACUCCACCUUUGCAUUUUAUUGCUGUAGCUCUGAUCAGGAAGGAUUCCAGAGGAAUGAGAGAGUCUGCCCCUCACUCAGUAUACUUGUAAAAUGUCAGAAGAGAUUCAGAAGCUACACAUUUUAUAAACGGAUUAUACCAUAUAUCAUCACUUGACAGAGUAUUUUUUUUGCAGUCGCCUGGGUGGCAGUUUAUUUAGUCUGGCAGCAGUGAGGGUUAGAAAAGCUUAGGGAAAUGUGACUGCAAUCUGUAAACUAUAAACAAUAGCCAGUAAACUUUUUAUUCAGUUCUUUAAAGUGUAUACACAAAUUUGAAGCUAAUUUUAUGGCUUUAAAUUGUACAACUGUGCUUUUGUAGGAAUAUAUUUUUUAUUUGGAAAGUGCAUAUCAUCUUGGAAUUUGUGGAUUGCUGUAGCUGGCUCUUAUAUAAAUGCUAAAGAAUAUCAGUAAGACUUUAACAUCAUAUAAAGCUAUGUCUGGAUGAGUCUUAAAAUAUCUGAUUUCAGUUUUCAUGGACUGAAUUAAUCAAAAUGUUUUCAUUUUUAAUAGUCAGUUGUGUGCUUCAAGUAUUUUUUCGCUGUAAUGUAUACAAGUGAGAAAGACAAUCUUCAAAAUAUCAGUAUGACUUCAAAAUCUGUGCACUCCUCAAAAGAAAUUUCACCACCCGUUCAAGAAUUCAGCUGACAGACCACUUUCAAGGAACAAGAAUGUCUGACUGGAAUGGAGAGCCUGUAAGAAAGGUCAUUUAAGUGUAAACAUCAUCCUGUCUGUCAUCAGCAUUUGUAAUUCUAAUAAAUGACGUGAUAUUUGAAAGUUAUGGAGUUAAAAAUGAGAUUACCUUUAUAUGGCAAAAGGUAAAGUAUGCUGAGCAGAAACCAUCCACACAGCCCACUGAUAAAAACAGAUAUGCAUUUGUACAUUUUACUGUUAAGAAUCUAUGGAUCAGUUGAUCCAUAACAGUGUUGUGUAAAUAACAAAAUAGAGUAUGAAUGUCUAGCUUUCAAUUUUAUGAUGUUUGCAUAAAUCACUGCACAGAACACAAAAUCCAGAGGAGAAAUGUGCAGUUUUAUUAGUGAAAUAGCUUACUGGGUGGUCACUUCUGUACGUCAUCGACAGUGUCGUGAUGUAAUGGUUGAUGUGUUCUUGCUGUAUUAAGAACAUUCAAAAAAGAUGGAUUUUCUGUCUUUGUAAUCCUGAAAUAUAUGUAAGAGCUUCUGAUGUGUUGUCACAAUAUUGUGUCCCUGUUUCUUCACAUGUUGUGUCAUGUCACACCAUUUUCUUUCAGAACUUAUCCUUUUCAAAUUUCCUGUCAGGUUUUCCCCAAUAUCUCACAAAAAAUCUGUUGCUGCAAGAUAUCAGAAUCUGCACAGUCGUGUCCCCUCUUCUCCAAUGGGGAUCUUAUGCAUUCUGAGGACUAACACGUCAAAAAAGACUGGUGGUUCUGACUUCCUUAUAUGAAAUUGUGGAUUGUUUUGAUACUGAGGAUGUGUUCUAGAGUUUGUUUGAUGUGCCAAUAGUGUGUUUCAUGUCUAAUUAAUAUAACAUUGCUGAUAAUCUUAUAAAAAGUCAAGUCUGUGUGGAUGGGUAGAUUGAGGCUUUUUGUAUCAAACUCAUGAUUUGCUGAGUUUUCAUGGGUGUUCUUUUUUCCUUUUCAUUUGUUUUACUUUUUACACUGUUUCCUUUAUCUGUUAUACUGUUUCUACUAAUGUUAAAAUAUUGCUAGCUUUAUUUAUAUAUUGUAAUGAAUUUCUUUUUGAGGAUCAAUUGUGCUUGUCUAUUUAAUCAUUCUUUUCAAUUUGCAAAAUAUUGCACUGUGCUAUUCUAUACUAAUUUUACAUUUUCUUUAACUACUUAAAACAUUUUUCUCCAUGCAGUGCCAAUGACAUCACAUGCUAUUUCAGUACCGCACAAAAACUUUAAUAUAAUAUCUUACAGAUAUAUCUGAUUACAUGUGAAAAGCACUUAGCAUAUCUGUUCAUUAAAUCAAGGAAGCCUAAAUUAAUAUUUUGUUUGGGUUGCAAAGAAGGUACAUGAGAGAAGGUGAUCAUCAGUUGGCUUUACACCAUAGGAACCACGUUAUGUGAACUAUUCCAUAACAUACGUAAUUAUUUGCUGCUCUGAUGCUGAUCUGUUAGGUCAUAAAAUAGGUCAUUACGAUAGCAAUUGACGAGGAGAAGAUUAUGGUGGGAUAGGGUGCAAAGCAAAAAAGGAAUUAGCUUUUGAUUAAAUGAGCCAUUCAUUCCAUACCUGUGUAGGGAAUGGAGCUGUGAACUACCAAAGAGUACAUACAAAUCUGGUAUUUAGUGGUGGAAAGAAAUUUUGACUUUAAAAUAAUAUAAUUCCAGUAGUACUUUACUCAGCUUAAUGGUGAAUGUUAAAAUCUUUCUAAGUUACACUAAUGUUUUUUCAGGCAUGAAUUUAACUCUUUUUCUCAUCCAGCUAUCUAUUUUAAACCCAUUUAAUCCAGAAAUCAAGAAGCCAGGGCCUUUACUGGCAGCAUUCAAUACAAGUCAAGAACCAAACUUGAAUAGACUGCCAAUCUAUUGUAUGGCACACUGACGCAUACAUCCACUCUACGCAUACAGGAAUAAAAUAUGUUUUAUGUCGGAAAAUAAAUUAAAGAAUAAUAAAUGUUCUACUUACAUAAAUAUGCAGACCACUUAGUGAAGGCACCAGUAACUUCAGUGACAGCUUUACUGUAAAUAUCUUUGGCACAUACAGUAUCUAGUCUUUGCCCCCUGUUUGAGGUGACUUUGGUCUCUUCUUCUUGGCACCUUUUCUCUAGCUCUCAAUUUCUUGUCCUUCACUUUGAAUUCCAAGUUGUGCCACAGAAUCUUGGCUAGGACUUCGGUCAGAACUUACAAAGGUUUUCUCAAAGAGAUUUGCUGUUUUAUUUAUAGGUAUGUAUAUUUAAAGGUUCAGUUUCUGGGCCACUGUAAUUUAGUUUUGAUCCUCUGCAUCUUUCUUUCUUUCUUUCUUUCUUUCCAAACCAACACAGGUUGCACUAAAGUUCACACACAUGCCACGGCCCAAUUUCAAAUUAACAAUUGACAAGAUAUGGAUCUGCUUGUGAUGAAAUAGAAGAAGAUGCUUGAGAGCCCAAAAUAAUUUCAUGCAGACACAUGUUAUGAUAAUGUAUACUGAAUGUGGGUCCCUUGAGCUUUGAAGCAGCAGUGAUAAAUGGUUCAUAACCACAUUGAUUACUGAUGUGUAUUUUAGUUUUAAUUUACAUGUGUAUAACAUCUUUAUCUGGUUAAGUACAUUCUGAAGGCACAUUAGUGUACAGCUUGGCCAUCAUUUUCAUGAUUUCAAAAACAAGCAUAAUGUAAGCUUGGGAUAAUUCCCCACCAUUUUGUAAUGUAUCCUUAGCACUUUUGCAAAAUCACUAUGUUGCCAGUAGUAAUUAACAUCAAGUUAUCAUUCUGAAAUUUCCUAAUGGGGUAGUAGCAGCCACAUGAGUCAUACUUCAAGCAUUACAAAUGGCAUGCAGACCCCCGAAAACUCUAUGCCAACAUCCCCUCAACAUUUAAGAUCAAAGUAUCAUCCCUGGUUUCAGUUGUACAGUUGUUAGUCCACUGGGACAAUAGCAGUUCACAACUUUCAAGAUUAGAGUUCUCACUUAUGUUUUUGAAGUUUUAUCUAACAUUUUUUAGAGCCCCAUGUCUAACAAGGCUAGGUAUAUUCAGUGUAAAACAUAAAGACGAAAAUGCUGUGUAUGUGUAAAGUUAGAUAAGACAAAGAACUCAUUAAAUUCUUGCAACAUAAAUAAUACAAUCCAUCCAUCUUCAAAACAUGUUUAUCAUAAUCAAAUAUAAUGUUUUGUAGCAUCCAGUAAAUAAAGAAGUUUUUACCAGGUCUAUUUUUAAACUGUAAAACCUAUUUUUCUUUACAUAUGAAAUGAAUAUUAUUUAACAAUCAAGUGGGAGGCUUACUAAGGCUGCAUCCAUUUUUCCUGUCAAGACAAGCAGGAUAUCUUCUUUUUCAGCUACUGAAAAAUAGCAGCUGCAAUUCCUGGAGAGUUGCUCUGUGCAAUUAUACUGAUAACACAGCAGAGGAGAAAAAAGGCUGAUAAUGUGGCCUUCUGGCAUUCAUGGUUUGAAUCUCAGCAUGCAGGUUUGCCUUAAAGCAGUCCUGCUGUUAUGUACCAAGCCAAGAACAAAAAAAGACAUUUUUCACUGAAAUCACUAAGACUAGCACUCUUUCCUUCUACUAAUGUAUGGCAUGACUCAAAGACUUGCAACUUUAGUUUGAAAUCACAUGAAUCCAAGAUGCCUAAUACUAAGUGAUAAUGUAUAUUUAACAUUUUUUGUUAUUUGGUUUAAGUAUUUCAGUCUGUAAAUGAAGUCGCCAGUUAUUUCAUAUAGCUCUGUCUAAAAUAUUAACCUUUUCAAGGCACUGUAAACAGUAAACAUGAUCUAAAUACAUUAUAAGUUAUAAUAGAUAUUACAUAUAAUAAAUAUUAUAUUCUAUAAUAUAAUGUAUUACAAUGUAUUAUUUUCUCUUUCUUUGUUAAAGUUGUAAUUAUAUCCGAAUUGUCAAAAAUAUGUCAGUCUACUUGUCGUACACUUAAUAAGUAAAUCCUUUGACUUAGUUCCUCCCACUUAAAUCUUUUUUUAAUGUUGACAUGGAUUUCAUGUAUUUUAGGGUUUAUAGGUUAUUAGUGUUGUGCCAUGAUCAGUGAGUAUUACUACCUACCUAAAAAGCUGCUGCCUUGUGGGAUUUCCACAGCAAAACAGGGAAUAUUCAGUUGUGGUGUGUAAAACCCACCUGGAUACACUGAACAGCUCCAACUGAUACUUCACAAGGUGAGUCCUUUUGUUUGUAGUUGGGCUGUGAACCAAUUAUUGAGAUUAGAAUUUAAAUCUAUUAAUUGCUUAUUUACAUAUCAGCAUUAAUAAUUCCUGGUGACUACUUUGUUGCCGUAAGUUACAAGUAUACCUUUAACAUAUUAUUUUCACAAUAAAUAAUUACAUUUUCAUACACUAUUAUGUUCUCAAAUAUUGCUAAGUUCAGUUUUAAUUAACCACUGGAAAAUAUCCUGUAAUGGUUUGUGGCCCCUUAAUUUUAUAUUUUAAAGAGAAUUGACUUUUUCUUUCUUUUGUUCAUGGAGCUUUCCUGUAGAUCAGGUCAGAUAUACAUUUCACAUCAUAUUUUAACUGGUGCCACUUGAUGAUUGAUCAUUUUAUUGUAUAAGUGGCUACAUUCCAAUGGGGCCCUGUUAAGAGUACUGAGACAUAUAGCAGAUAUUGAGAGAGUCUGGCAGAUAAUUUUUAAGACAAGGACUUGUGUCCCAAAGCAUAGCAAAAUGGUUAAUAUCAGUUUGUCCAACAGCAGCUACGAUGAAUAAGGAACACAGGUGUUUUGGUCCUUGCAAACAUCUUUCUGAUGUCUCAUGCUUUACAUACCACAAAAGACUAGAAAAAAGGAAUUGCAGCUGAACUCGCCAUACCUGUAAAGCCUUCACACAGAUACCAGCUCCUUAGACAGCACAUUCAGCAAAAGGGCAAAGCUUGCCAUACUUUGGAGAUGUGAAAUUGACUUGGAAAGUCAUCUGAUUUGACAUGCACUGUGACGGGUCAGCAACCGUAGCCAUCAAGUUUGACAUCCCCUUUAACUAUAAAUCGUGUAAUGUGACAUCAGCUUUAAUAACAGUUGCAAUCAGCUUUAUUGUAUACAAUGCCUUCAUAUAGUAAAACUUGACUAGUGUUGAACUGCAAUAUAGUUGUUUCUGCAUAUGUUUUUGCAACUGACAGAUACUGUAGGUAUCUUGACGAAGCAAGUCGGAGAUAGCAGAUGAAUUGCCAGCACCCUCAGAAUUUAUUUGCAUAUUUUCCUUGAGUACACUCUCACAGAUAUCAGUUCAAGUCAGUUUGUGAUUCAGUGGAAUGUGCCUUGCAUCUAGUGCUGCCAGCUUGACAAAAGACUGCAAUGAACAGGAAAAUGCAGCUAUGAAAAUGGAUAGCAAAUUCUCAGAGAUCCAGUAAACCAAUGCCAUAGAAACCAUUAGACAUAUAUAAGCAAAAGACCUCUGUGUGUGUGUGUGUGUGUGUGUGUGUGUGUGUGUGUGUGGAGCAGUCCGCUUUGCUCACGCUUAACCACAGUUAGUAGAUGGCUCAUGCAUAUACUUUAAAUACAUUUUUUCAGCACAUGCAUGUAACUCGCUUCUCACUACGAAAGACCUGUGUGCACAAACGCCACUGCGCAACAACGACAUUGUGCUAAUGACACAGAUGAAGAGACACAACAUCAAAAUGAAGCAAUCGCUGCAGCUCAACAACAUGCAAGUUAAACACCUCAGCAAUAGAGGGCAAGGCUUGAAGUUUUCACUAAAAACAUUAUCUAUCUGAAAGUUAUUUUCUCAAGACAAAAUUUUACAGGACGCGUAUGCCAGUGAUACGGCCAUGAUAUGGUAUCGCUAGUGUCUUCUUACAAAAGUGGGUCCACGUGCUCUGCACGGGGUAAUUCUUAAGAGUUAGCUAACACUUCUCCUAGUUAUAGUAAAACUGCUAGAGAGUGUUUGGGUUGUUUUUUGUCCCAAAGAUCACACAUAGCUAGUCUAGAAUAUAAUGUACAGUAUGCUAAUAUGUUAGAAAACCUUCAAGCAUACAUUAAUGUUUAGAAAACUCUUUUUGCAUGUUUUAUGAGACCCUUUGGCAAACAGUAAAUUAAUUAUUCAGCCAGCUGCAGUACUCUUCAUAAUUUGCUGUACAAAAAGUCCUUCCAUUAAGCCUGCUUUUAAUCCAUUUCAGCAGAAGCUGCAAGGUAGGAGCCGGUACUAGACAGAGCUCACAUUCAUGCACACACCUGCUAUCCCUCACACCAGAUAAAUUUAGAGUUAUAUUGAUAUUCUUCAUGAUAACAGGAGAUCAUCCAAACAAAGCUUGAUAAAUCCUAUUAACCUGGAUUCCAGAAAAUGACACUGAGUUGAGAUUUGACGGACCCUAAAGUUCUAUUGUCCACUACACUACUUGGUGAAUUAUGCCAUGUUUAUGUAAGUUGUGGUUUCAUACAGUAUCCUACCAAUAGCCUGUAGUGCUUGUAUGAACCUGCAGAAUACUAAAUGUGAUUUUGUGAAUAUCAGUAAACGUCAUUUUAAACGUGGUGUUUAUUCAAGCCGGCAUUAAAGAUACUUUUUGUAAGCUUCUGUUUCAGCGGAGCUCCCAACUGAGCCAAUUAGUUAUUAACAAGUAAUAGACACAGCCCCAUGCGGUUUAAGCUCCACGUGGCCUUUUUAAAGUCAGCCUCUGUUUUGUUUUUCUUUUUUUUUGUAACUGACGCUCAAUUACUUUCUCACCUGACUGCUACUGCUCGGUGGUAAUAAUUGGUGAGAAUCAGUCGGAGUUUAUUUUUAAAAAACAUAUUGGUACUGCAUAAGAUGUUUGCCACAUUUCAUUUUGUGCUAUAUGCAAUGCUAUGUGUAUUAAGAAGGCACACCUUUACUUUUCAGACCUAAAUAAGUCACUGGAAUUUUGUUUUUCGUUCCAGCUGCUUUCCAUUAUUCAGUUGUGCACUUGAUCAACAGUGAAAAUUAGCAUUUAAACAAGAUGGAUGAAAGAUAGAUGGCCCCUGAAUUUUUUCUUUGGCAUUCCCAACUUUUAACAUUUUUCCUUUCCAGUCAUACUUCUUACAGAGAUUCAUCCGUUCUUGUUUACAUCUGCUUAAUCUAGUUAUGGGUUACAGGAGACUACAGUAGAUGAGAGGCGAGUCUUAAAUCAUAGGUGACGUUUCAGUGGUGUUUAUGAUUUAUUCUUAAGAUAAACAUUUUGCUCAAUUUUGUUGCUGCAGUAAGAAGACCUAAGUGGAUACUUUAGGUUUGCUUGUUAUAAGACAGUGACAGUUAAAGAGGGUAGGAUUCUGAUGAACCUUUGGCAUUCAAUAAACCAUAAACAUUUAAUAAAAAUGCCCCACCCAACAUUUGAAGCACCUUCCAACACUAAGCAAGAGAGAAAGAAUGGAAGAAAGAUAGCAGUAAUGGCCAUUAGGUGAGCCAAAGAUGAUAAUAAAGAUCAGCAGCCAAAUACUAAAAGUGUGUUUGAAUUGUUCAUUGCAAUACAAAUGUAGUUUUCUCAGUUUCCAUUUGUACAGCAGUAGAGUAGGUGAACAAAAUAACACAACAAGCAAGUAUUGUUUUUUUGAAACUGUGGUGUUUGAAACCCUUUGACAUUCACCUAUGUCACUGUGACCCCACAAAUCAAUUUGAUCUCAUCUCUCAUCAGGUCCACUUAAAUAGAUAAGCUUGGUACUUAGCAACUUCUUCUUCCUGUCACUGAGGAGAUACGGCGGGAUUCUUUUAAACACAAUUCUGGAAGGUUUCUGGUUUCACAGCAGUGGUCAUCCGGAGCACUUCUGAGUCAUACAGAAACCAGGGCAGUCUUCCUUGACAGCACCCUCUUGUAGCACCCAUGGACCCUGGCAGGGCUGUUCUUCUAAACUCCAAUUCCCAUGCAAACCUGUGGGAGUCCUAACAGGGACCAGCAUGGAGGGACACUGCCACCCAUUGUUUGGGGUUUAUUUGCCCAGUCCAUCCACUAGCUUUUUACCCUGACUGGGAUAAGGCUUUCUAGCCAUCAUAGCCAGGUUGCCGCUCCUUCCGUGCUUCCGUACCCAGCUGGGUAUGGGAUUUCCCUUCAUUCCAGUCAGGGUGCCAGUUCAUCAUUAGGGCAGAGGUUCCCAAACUCAAUCCUGGGGAUCCACAGUGGCUUCAGAUUUUUAUUCCACCCAGUUUCGCAAUUAGUGGGUAAUUUUUACCUCUCAUUUAAUUACCUGGUUUGUUUGUGUUUUGUUUUUCUCUUCUCUUACUCUGUAUUCAGAAAAGCAUAGCAGUGUGAUUUUUACAUUUAUAAGACAUUCAGAAAUAUUCAUAUUUUUGCUGUAGCUUUAAAUGCUUAACAGUCUAUUGCCGCUUUCCGAUCUAAUUUGCCCUUUAUCUCUGAAGUUUGCUGCGUUAAUUAUAUCCUUAAAAUGACAAUAACGAAAAAGGAGGACAUCUGGGCAAACAGCACUGUUUGCCAACAGACUACAACUACUUCUGCAUCAGGUCCUCUACUGCAUUCAUUGGUUUAUUUUGGGUUAAAUAAUCAGAAUGCCUGGUAAAGCAAAAUGAAAAUCAUCAUGAGGAUCAAAGUAUUAAAAACCAACUUUAAAAAAAAAAACAAAACAAAACACUAGAUUACGUAACAUACAUAAAUUCUUGGUACACAAAUUUUUAUGUUCAUCCCAAAACAUAGAAACUGGGCAAUAAUUGCUUACGUAAUUAGGCUAGGAGUCCAAUUAAAAUCAGAAAUCGGUUGGUACAAAACCUGCAGCCACAGGGGAUCCCCAUGACUGAGAUUGGGAACCACUGCCUUAUGGCAUUUACAAUGUAAGUACUGCCUUUGAGUUAUUAGCCAUAUAUUAUGCUAUAUGUUACAUUUUUGGCAGAUUCACAUGAGUUUUCUCCUUAUAUUUUACUAUUAAAUAUGGAUAAGCUUAACUCCACUUAAAAGCGAAGUUUUUCAAAUAUGUUCUUGAUGAUGUCCUGUAUCCUUCAUACUCUACAUGUAAUCCAAAAGCACAUAGGGUCUGGACACAUAUUACAUCGUCAGAUUAGCAUGGAGACAACAUUUAAUAUGUAUAUGCGCUCUUUAUAUUUGUUUAACAGUUGAUAACUUUUGCCUCCAUGCAUUUACAGAACAAUACUUAUUUAGAAUAUGAAAACAUUUUAUCAUUGAUUUUUCAAAACUUAAAACCAGUGGUGAUUAUUUUGGUACAAAAAGCCUUGAUUAUUUCUUCAGAUCUACCCAACAGUACAUUUACUUUUUAUUUUCAGCAGUGUGUACUGUGUGUUCUGUUAUUUCAAUAAAUAAUGUGUGUAGAGUGUGUCUGUCUGUAAGUAUCUAACAUUGUAACAUCUUUGUACUGAUAUUUAUGUAGGAGAGGUAAUCAUGUACUUUCUCUAUGUAAAUAUCACAUGGUGUAAUAUUUAAAGCAAUAAAUAGAGAUCAUUGAAGAAAU